CACUCCUGCAGCUUCAUUGCAGUACCUGCAUGAUUUUCUUUCUCUUUUCCACCAUCGCCCACUUCUCUCUUCUCUAGAACAGAAUUUCUGUCCUUCUUCCUGACCUACCCGCACGGUUCCCUCAAUGGCAACAAUGUCAACACAAACCAAGCCAGCAGGCCCUCCAGUCAUGGCCAGGUCGGCCACUGAGUUGAUUGGAAAUACACCGCUCGUUCGCCUGAACAAUAUACCGCAGAGCUUGGGAAUCGAAGCAGAUGUCUACGCAAAGGUGGAAUUGUUCAAUGCCGGUGGAAGUGUUAAGGACCGCAUUGCACUACGCAUGAUUGAGGAGGCAGAGAAAUCUGGAAGAAUAAAGCCAGGAGACACUCUGAUCGAGCCCACGAGUGGAAACACUGGUAUCGGUCUUGCUCUCGUGGGUGCUAUUAAAGGGUACAAGACGAUCAUCACCCUUCCUGAGAAGAUGUCGCCGGAGAAGGUAGCUGUGCUUCGAGCACUUGGGGCAACAAUCAUUCGCACACCAACACAGGCAGCAUUUGACUCUCCAGAAUCCCACAUUGGUGUUGCACGACGUCUGCAGAAGGAGAUUCCCAAUUCCCAUAUUCUGGACCAGUAUACCAACGAGAACAACCCAUUGGCGCACGAAUACGGAACUGCGGAGGAGAUCUGGAAGCAGACCGAUGGCAAGAUCAAGGCUAUAGUGGCAGGUGCAGGGACUGGCGGAACCAUCACUGGACUUUCUCGAGGAUUGAAGAAGCAUAAUCCGGACAUCAAGGUCAUUGCCGCGGAUCCAUUUGGCUCGAUCUUGGCUUUGCCAGAAAGUCUCAAUCAAGAACAUGCCAAUGAAGCAUACAAGGUGGAGGGCAUUGGGUACGAUUUUAUUCCGGACGUUCUCGACAGAAACUCGGUGGAUAUUUGGUAUAAGACGGAUGACCGGGAAUCCUUUGCCUAUGCCAGAAGGCUCAUUGCUGAAGAAGGUCUGUUGGUUGGUGGCAGCAGUGGAAGUGCAAUUGCUGCAAUGGUCCGAGGUGUAAAAGAUUUGGGCCUUGGAAAGGGUGAUAUGGUAGUUGUCAUCUUGCCUGACAGCAUUAGGAGCUACCUGAGCAAGUUCGCCGAUGAUGAUUGGUUGGCAGCCAACGACCUUCUCCCCCCAACCCCUCCGGCUACCUCACCACCUUCCCCCAUUUUGGACCCAUCGAGGAGAAAUGACCCAUAUCGUGGUGCUACCCUCCGAGCUCUCCGGCUGAAACCUGUUACCACGGUCUUGGUGGAUACUUCUUGUUCCGAGGCCAUCGAGACAAUGCGAGAAAAAGGCUUCGAUCAAUUGCCAGUCCUUGCAUCUGCCGGCGGAAAGCUCGUUGGCCUUAUAACCCUCGGUAACCUUCUGAGCUGGAUCAGUCAAGGGAGAGCAACGGGCAAAUCACCUGUCUCUAAUGUUAUGUUUGACUUCUCCUCCAUCCCAGAAGUCAUCACGGACCCCAGGGAUAUCAGCAACUUGCCACAGCCCCCAAAAACAAAUGGAGUGACUAACGGUAGUCAAGGAAGAGAGCAAAAGACUCCCAAGAGAAAAUUCGUGGAGAUAACCAUGGACACGCCUUUGUAUGCACUGAGCAAAUUCUUCGAGUGGAAUAGUGCUGCUGUUGUUACGGAAAAAGGCUCUAUUGAGCAUGGAGGGCUUCCGAAACCAGUGGCCGUCGUCACCAAGGUUGAUCUGUUGUCGUGGAUGGUCAAGCAGUCUAAAGUAUAAUUUUUUUAUUUACGUAUUUAUGCUUUACGCUUUUUAUGAUUUGUCGAAGGGUUUCGAUGCAAAUUGCGAGGCGUUACGGAAAAGACUUACAGGUAGAUUCAACACUACAGUCCGAAUGAUGGUAGAGAGAUAGAGUGUGCAAGCACUUAACUGCUAAUUACGAACUGAAUUGACUGGCUUUAUGUGCCUUGUCUCUGAGCAAAGUCCCAUCUGCCAGUGAUCAG
Molecule: messenger RNA, 1968 nt
Organism: Hyaloscypha bicolor E
Lineage: Eukaryota; Fungi; Ascomycota; Leotiomycetes; Helotiales; Hyaloscyphaceae
Product: putative cystathionine beta-synthase
Exons: 2
Coding region: 134-1744 (536 amino acids)
Cellular component (GO): cytoplasm
Molecular function (GO): cystathionine beta-synthase activity; cysteine synthase activity
Source: RefSeq, a predicted model, not a curated record